CCCUCCCUCCCUCCCUCCCUCUUUCUUUCGUUCUGUUUUCUUCCUCCUCCUCUUUCUCUCCGCGCGUGUGAGCAGUCUGUGAAACUGUGUGUUAAGUGUGCUACCUAGGCGAUAAAGGGAAAACUGUUUUCUAGUUAUUAAGAUGUUUCUGCUCCUAGCGUGAUAUCAGGAUAGACACUAAGGAUAUAACGUCCAGGGGCUGGAGCAGCUAACACGAUAUUUAGCUAACUACCUGACAUUGAGUACUUGGAUCCACUGACCAGUAUGGACAUCAACUCUGGAUAAAGAAGUCAUCACUACCUUCAAGCGUGAAUUGGAUAUUGGAUUUACAAACAGUUUGAACGCAAUUCGAACGCAUUAUUCUCCCUUGGAUUUCAUUCUUAAUUAAUUAACACAUUAGACAUUUCUCUGUGGGAAAGACCGCUUAUUAAGAUUCUCUAGAAGCUAAGAGAGGUCAAUAUUUAUUCCUUUCAAGAAGCAGAAAGAGGUUAUAUUUGAGGUCAUUUGGCAGGUCAUAUCGGAUUGGCACUGUGUCAAUCAACAACUAGUCAGACAUGGUUGAAUAAAGGAGCGUCAACCCUUCCAACGACAUCCCAACACAGCCCUCAUCAGCAUUUGUUCCGUUUCUGGGGCGUACAUCUAGCAAGGUCCUGAAACCUUCCAUUCAUCCAACUCUAGGAAUGCAGCCUCGUUAUGAUUUACACUUCCGGAUUGUCAUCGUCAUGGUAGCGGUGAAAUUGGCCACGUCGCUGCCAGAGAGACUCUUAAUAGGAGCGUUGGUUGAGAAAGAGUAUGAAGGACAUUGGCGUGCCAUUGAGAAGGCGGUAGAAAAUUUAAACCUCAAUUUGUUUCAGAACAUGGUGGUGAUAGUGGACAGAGACACAAUACAACCGCAGGAUAGUUUUCAGGCACAGAAGAAAGUAUGUCGCAUGUCUCAGACUGGUAUCGCGGCCAUGUUCGGCCCAGUGUCGUCUCUUGCCGCGGGGCACGUCCAGUCCAUCUGUAACGCCUUUGAAAUCCCCCACCUCCAGUGGCGCUGGGACGCACGAGACAACAGAGACUACUUCUCCAUCAACUUAUACCCCCAUUAUCUGACCUUGAGCAAGGCGUACAAGGACGCCAUUCAGCACUGGGGCUGGGAUCAAUUCACCAUUCUUUAUGAGAACAACGAUGGUUUGACCAGGCUCCAAGAAGUACUGAAAACCUCCGAUGAAAUCAAGACGCCUCAAAUCACUGUCAGAAAGCUGGAGGCCAUCAGCAACAGUGAUUACGUCAGCGUUCUCAAGGACCUCAAAAGGAGAGGAGAGUUUCGAUUCAUUAUUGACUGUGAUCUGAGAUCGAUAACAAAGAUUCUCCAUGCGGCUUUAAAGAUCAAGAUGAUAUCUGAGCUCUUUCAUUAUUUCUUCAUUACACUGGAUCUGGGUUUACUGGACCUUGAAGACUACAGAUAUGGCAGCGCUAACAUCACAGCGUACCGUCUGAUAGACCCUGCCAGAGAUAAAGUGGUCAACGUCAAGACAGACUGGCUGAGACACGCCAAAAAGGGACACGAAUCACCACUUAUGGGGUACGCGGAAAUUGAGGGAAACUCCUCGCAUACGUUAUUGACAGAGACGGCCCUGGCCUAUGAUGCUUAUGAGCUGUUCGCGUACGCCCUGAUGGCCUAUUCCAAGGUCCAGGAGGUGGCCACCAUGAACCAACCAUGUGACAAAAUGUACACUUGGAGGCACGGCAACAGUUUACUGAACUACAUGAAGUCAAGUGCAAUUGAAGGUCUAUCCGGAUUGAUCAAGUAUGAUGGUGGAGAGAGAAUGGAUUUUGUCCUUGACCUACUAUCCUUGACACCCAAAGGGCUAGAAGUGGUUGGGAAAUGGGACAGAAAACAUCGUCUGAAUAUUACCCGUGAAAAUGUGACCCCUACAGAUACAAAAAUAACUAACAAAAAGUUAAUUGUCACCACAUACAUUACCAAGCCUUACGUCAUGAAGGACAACGUCACUGGUCAGUAUUAUGGAUUUUGUAUCGACUUGUUGAAUGAGAUAGCCAAGACCAGGAACUUCACCUACGAGAUACAGAUCGAGAGCAAGGUCGGAAAGAGGAUUGGCAAUAACAACAAUUGGGAUGGUGUAAUGGGAGCCCUCGUCAACAGGAAAGCAGAUAUAGGUAUUGGUGACUUGACAAUCAACUUGGUGAGAGAGCAGGCUGUUGACUUCACCAAACCUUUUCUAACUCUUGGCAUUACGAUCCUCUUUAAGAAACCAGCACCAAAAGCAUUGAAUUUAUUUUCUUUCUUAUCUCCCUUGUCCUUUGAUGUGUGGGUGUACAUGAUUGCUGCAUACCUUUGUGUGAGCUUCAUGCUGUUUGUCAUUGCAAGGUUCAGUCCAUACGAGUGGUGCAACCCUCACCCUUGCAACCCCGACACUGAUGAGGUUGAGAACCAGUUCUCUGUUAUGAACAGUCUCUGGUUCACCAUAGGGUCACUUAUGCAGCAAGGUUGUGAAAUUGCUCCUCGAGCACUGUCCACACGAUUGGUCGCUGGCAUGUGGUGGUUCUUCACCCUGAUCAUGAUCUCAUCCUAUACAGCCAACCUGGCAGCCUUCCUUACAGUGGAGAGAAUGGUCUCUGAUAUUAACAGUGCAGAUGAUCUGGCCAAGCAAAGUAAAAUUAAAUAUGGCCUCUAUGGAGGUGGUGCCACUCAAGAAUUUUUUGAGAAAAACCAGCUGCCUUUGUAUAUAGGUAUGUGGGAGUAUAUGAAUAGAACAAAAGAACAUAAUUUUGUCAAGAGUUUGGAUGAAGCCAUUCAGAAAGUGAAGAAAGGUGAUUAUGCCUAUAUAACAGAGUCCACAACAGCUGAGUUUGUAAUACACAGACAUUGUGAUCUCAUGAAAGUUGGAGGCUUACUUGAUUCUAAAGGAUAUGGCUUUGCCACUCCUACUGGGUCACCUUGGAGGGAAGAUCUAACGGAAGAAAUUUUGAGGCUGAAAGAGAAUCAGUUCAUUGACCAGCUGUACACAAGAUGGUGGACCAAAGAGAUGGAAGCAGCAAACUGUGAUACAGAGAAAUCUGCAAGUGCUAGCAGUGCCAAUGAGCUUGGUGUAGAGAAUGUGGGCGGAGUGUUUGUAGUGCUGAUGGGUGGAGUGGUUGUUGGCUUCUUUGUGUCUCUAUGUGAAUUUAUUUGGAAGGCAAGAAAAAAUGCUAAGAAAGACAAGCAGACCUUGUGUUCUGAGAUGUCUGAGGAGUUUCGUUUUGCUGUCCAUUGUUUUGGAUCCAAAAAGACCAAAAAGAAACAAGACGAUGAGAUCACAGACAAUGGCCUACAGUUCAUGCCUCUUACAGGUUCUCGUCAACAUGUACACAGCAAGGAAGUGUAUGCAUAAUCAUUUUUGUGUUCUUCAUCUAAUUUUUACAGUUGUUUCAACUUAAUAUUUAUUUUUUUUUGCAUUUAAAAAAAUUGAAAGCUGUGGUGAAAAUUAAUUUUUAUAACAAAAGCUUUCAACAACGAACAGCUAGCUAAAUAAAAAAAAAAUUCCUGUCUAUGAAAGAAAAAGAAAAAUACAAAAUAUUCAGUUAAGUGAAUACAUUUCAUUUAAGUGAAAUGUUUUAAUAUAUGCUGAAAAAAAUAAUCACUAUGCCUUAGCAACUAUAUAAUUUAUGGAUGAGACAAAUUUAUUUCAUUUGUAAUUAUUAAUCAUUUGUCAACAAUAUUUUGUGUCUAUUAUUUGAAAUUGUGUUUAAUCAAAAUUAAGGGCCAUGCUAGUUGUGUAGGUUAGACCUUUAAUUUAAUAACAUAAAUAUAAUUAGAAAUCACUUGUUUUUUGGAAUUGAAGAUCAUAACUCAAAUUAAUUAAUGUUAAACAUAUAUAUAUAUAUAUAUACUUUUCAAAUUAUUAUCUAACAUAUCACAAGUUUUAAAACAGUAACAACAGAUAUAUAUAUACAUAUAUAUGUAUAUGUAUGUAUAUGUAUAUAUAUAUAUAUAUAUUAUGGUUUCUUAAAAACUUGCAUAUUUUAGUAAUUUUCUAAAUGUGUAUAGAAAGACAGAACACUAUUUAGAAUUACAAACAAGUCAAAACAGGCUUAAAACAAUGAAUCAAUCAGGCAGCUGAAUGUAAAAAAAACACUAUUUUGUCUCUUUCAAUCAUCCAAUGUAGAGUACUAUCGAUCAGAUUGCUAGAAUAAAUUAUAAAAGAACCAAAACUUUAAUUCUUGAUGAUUUAACAUCUCAGAUUUUCUUUGCUUAAGAAAGACAUCCGAUUCAGUAAGUGCUACUGUUAUUGUUGUUUAAAAUCUAUAUGCAUAACAAACCAGUUUGUGGUUUCCAGCUAAAAAUGUCUUUGAACAUGUUUGCUUUUAAUUGAAUACUGAUCAAAUUCAACGCCUAUUUAUUUCAACAAUUUUUGGAUUUCCUAUGUAAAUAAUUUUUAUAAUGAAAUUUUUUAUUUUGUUUUGUUUCAUUCAUUGUUUAAGGCUUUUUCUUUUAUAUGUAGCCACUUUUAAACUUUCAUCCCAUUAACAAUCAGCAUAAAUAAAAAUAAAUCUUGCUUUAGAGCUAAGUUUAAAAAAAGACAAUAGUUACUAAUUAAGUACUAAUUGCUUCAAUAGAAUCUGCCCAAAAGUUUGUGUUUAUUCAUAAACAAUUUUGUUACCAUUAUUUUUUUUUCAUUUUCCUUUCUUUUUAUUUUUGAUGACAAAAAAAAAUAUUCUUUGAUUUAUUUUCAUUCAAAUUUUUUUUUAUACAAAAUAAACUGAAAUUGAAUUUUUUGUCUAUUAAUGUCAAAAGAAAACAAAAUAACAUAAGUACAGAAAUUGUUGCAAGGAAUGAUUCUUUUUGUAGAUGUUGUAGAUUCCUGUCUAGCUCACAAAAUCUCAAUAACCAUAUCAGUAUAUUUAAUGAGAUUUUUAUGAGUAUAAUAAAUUUGUAAAGCUCAGCAGAAGUUAACAAAUAGACAAGACAAAGUUAUUAUCAGGAUAUUACAGUAGAGGGCAUUUUACAUUUUCUUUGCUAGCAUGUGAAAACAUAAACUUUCACAUCCCAUCAUUCUUAAAACAUAAGGGAGGAAAGUACUAUGAAAUUAUCUUGAGAUUUCAGUCACAUUAAAGAGCCCAUACACAUGAUAAUAAUAACGUUUGUCUUCGAUUCCAAAGAUUAAGGAAUGCAGUAGUUCCCUUGGCUAUGCAGCCCCAUACACAUAAAGCUUACAGUUAAGAUAAAAUUUUAAUCAAAUAAAUAUAUUUUCUGAAUCUGUCAACAUACAUUAUAAUACAAAUUGUGAUUUUAUUUCUUUGUAGAAGUAUAUGUCGUUAUUAUAAAGAAUUACACCUCAAUAAUCUACAAUGUGGAGUGUAGAUCAAACAUCUUUCUUUUAUUUAUUAUUUCGUUUAAGUGUUUUUAUAUCAAAAGUCUUACAUUUUGCGGAAAGCUUAAUAGAUUUAAUUUUUAGAAAGAAAAUUUAAGAUACAAUUAUAAUUAAAUUAUUCACUUAAAUAUAUUUCAUCUGAUUACAGUAUCAUUUGAACCAUGUGCCUUAAAGUACAAAAACUAAAUAUAUUUAAAAUAAUUUCUUCUACGAUUGCAUGAACAUUUAUUAUGUGAACUUUUAUUCAGUCAAAUGUGAACACUGUCUCAGAAAUUGCACUUCAAAAAAUUUUCAUUAAAAUGUCUCAUAUUUUUUUAUUUUAUUCUUUUCACGACAUUAUUGUUCAUGGUUUUAAAAUCAUGGUUGGAUAAUCUAAUAAUAACACUGAGGUCUUGUUUACAUUAACAAAGGAUUAACAAAGGAUUAAGCUCAUUAGAGCCUCGAAACGUUAAACAUGAGAACCACUGUAUGAUUCUACACACAGUUUAUAGAAACUUGUUUUCCUUAUUUGUAUUUGAACAUGGCUUUAUUGAAUGUCUGUCUCAUGUAUGCUACUUUUUUAUUUAUUUCUUACAUAAAUGCAAGUCUUGACAUGAUUAUUUUCUCUCGUACAUGUGAGGCAUUACAUGAUUAUUUUAUUCCUUUCACAUACAGUGUGAAUCAUCACAUGGUUAUUUUAUUCCUUUCACAUACAGUGUGAAUCAUUACAUGAUUAUUUUAUUCCUUUCACAUACAGUGUGAAUCAUUACAUGGUUAUUUCAUUUCUUACAUACCUGUGAGUCAUUAUGAAAUCAUUAUAUCUCCAACAUACUAUUCAAUCAUUACAUGAUACUUUUUUUUUCUCUCACACAUAUAUGAAUCAUUUCAUAGUUAUAUUUCUAACAAUGUGUGAGUCAUAGAUAUUGUAUUUUUAAAUGCGUUGGAGUCAUGACAUGGUUAUUUUACAUCUGUAGCUAGAUUUACUCUAACGUCGACCUUCUCUUAUAUCUUAUGUUUGUAUUUGUUUGUAUUCCCUUUGCCAUUUAAUAUCCUACUGUAAAUAAUUUAAUGAUUCCUGAUAUAGUUAUAUUAAUAUUCAAGAUGGCCAUCAUUGCCUCAUUGUGAAUUGAGUGUGUGACCUACUGUGAAUAUGAAAGAUAAUUGAAUACACAUUUCAGAUGGAAAUCUUGAUAGUAAAGUUUUACAAAUAAUUUUACUUCCUUUGGUCAGACUGUAUUUAUUUUGACUGGGGAAGAAAUGGACUUGAUUUGUGGGGACAUAGUUUUUUGUUAGAAAGUUUGUGGGACAAAAUUUGUGGUGACAGUUUCUGGUCUAGAUUAGUAUUAUAGAUCUAGUAUUUGUCUUUAUUUUCAGAGAAUUUUUUUAAAGAUUUUUUUCUGUCCUAUGUGUAUGUCACAGUAUGUGUGUGUAAAAAAAAAAGUCUGCGUAAAGUAGACAUUUAUGAUCCUUUUAUUUAUAAUUAUUUAGAUCUAGACUCUCUAGAUCUACUCUAGAUUUUGUGCUACGAUUCUGAAAUUUAAAUCUAGAUCUAGAAAUCUAGAUCUAGUUAUGUUUUGAUGAUUAAAAAUGAUCUGGUACAAAUGUUACAAACAUCAAUGGAGUACAGCGACUCAUGUUUACAUUGCAGUUUAUUUACAAUUGAAUAAUGUGAAAUAUUUUUACUGUCUUUGUCAACAUUGAUUGGCAAAUAAAAGAAUUCGAAUUUUUAA
Biomphalaria glabrata is the source of this 7066-nucleotide messenger RNA. RefSeq names its product glutamate receptor ionotropic, kainate 2-like. Gene Ontology annotation, cellular component: postsynaptic membrane; plasma membrane. The record is from RefSeq and is a predicted model, not a curated record. The transcript is spliced from 21 exons. The coding region runs from base 681 to 3377 and encodes 898 amino acids. Gene Ontology annotation, molecular function: transmitter-gated monoatomic ion channel activity involved in regulation of postsynaptic membrane potential; glutamate-gated receptor activity. Lineage: Eukaryota; Metazoa; Mollusca; Gastropoda; Planorbidae. Gene Ontology annotation, biological process: modulation of chemical synaptic transmission; monoatomic ion transport; synaptic transmission, glutamatergic.